Molecule: messenger RNA, 2481 nt
Organism: Ctenocephalides felis (cat flea)
Lineage: Eukaryota; Metazoa; Arthropoda; Insecta; Siphonaptera; Pulicidae
Product: WD repeat-containing protein 44-like
Exons: 10
Coding region: 11-2392 (793 amino acids)
Molecular function (GO): protein binding
Source: RefSeq, a predicted model, not a curated record
CGCAUGUAUAAUGACCGGGUUAAGAAGGAUGGUAAACAACAGUCUUAAUGUUGAAGCUUCGUCAUUGAAUGAUUUCAAUCCACAAAGUGGUAGCCCAUUACCAAGUCCAGCCAGUACCAUCGAAUCCCUUACCAGAGAGUUAGAGCACUCACUUGAUGUCACCAAUUCCAAUAAAAAGAUAUCGAACCAUCAAGUUAAUGAUAAAUCUAGUCAUCAAAGUAUAAAUUCCUUCUUAUCUAAUAGUAAAAACAAUGUUAAUGGAUCCAACGGUGUUAGUCAUACGAACAAUCAUAAUAAUGCAAUUAUUUUUGAUAAAUUUAGAAAUGGUAGUGGGUUGUCAAGAUCUAACACCACUAUGAGGUCACUUGACUUGUGGAUGGCAACAAAAGGUAAAUAUGUUGUGAAACCACAAGAUGAAGACAAGUCUCGUGCUGAAGGACCAUCACCAGAAGAACUAGAACGAAUUGAGCGCCUCAAACAUGAAGUAUUACAUUGUGUUCGGGCUCCAAAUUUGAGUGGUCAAAGCGGCCAUUCAAGUUUGGGCCCGAGUUUAAAAUAUUAUAGUCCACAAAAUUCAAAAGAAAGACGAAAAUCCGCAGGAGAUGAAGACCUACUUAAGCAAUUAAACAUGUAUGUUCGCACAAGAACAGAUUCUGGAAAGGAAUUGACAGAUAUGGAAAUUCUGGAACAAGUUACCGUAUUAAAUUUAGACACUGGUGAGCGCGUGCCACUGAGUGUAGCCGAAGACAAAUUACCACAAUGUAUAAAUCCUUUAUCUUUGCAUAUUAUGAGGUUGACAAGUGAGUAUGUUAGUACAAAUAGUCUUAAUAAACAAGGAGAGAGUGAUGAGGAAAGCAUGACCGGACCUACACAAGGUAUGGGAUUAGGAGAAGGUGAAACUGAAAGUGAAGAAGCAAGCAAGUUGCGCAGAGGAACAGCUAGACUCAAACGAUUCCUUGGGUCAACUGUAAAGAAAACAAUGGAUAAAGCGAAAUCAAUAGCACAUUCUAGACACAGAGAUGAUGUUACAGACGUUGAUGAAUUGUCAAGUCCGGGAGAACCUAGUCUAAAGUUCAAAAAUUCAGCCUCUCACAAAGGACCAUAUGAAUUUGAUAGCAUUCAACGUGUUCAAGAAUUGUCUGGACAGCAUGUGGGUCCUGUGUGGUGCAUGAAAUUCAGUACAUGCGGAAGAUUACUAGCAACUGCAGGUCAGGAUAGAUUAUUAAGAGUUUGGGUACUAAGAGAUGCAUACACAUUUUUCCAAGAUAUGCGAACUAAAUAUAAUGCAGAUCAGAAAGUAUCACCUACCCCAUCUCAAGAGUCUUUAGUAUCCCAACAUUCAGCAGAAGAACUCGGAAAUUUGGAUGGUACUGGACCAUUUAUGCCAAGGCCUUUUUGUUCAUAUUCAGGGCAUACUUCCGAUUUAUUAGAUGUAUCAUGGUCAAAGAACUAUUUUGUACUAUCUAGUUCAAUGGAUAAAACUGUUCGAUUAUGGCAUAUAUCUAGAAAAGAGUGUUUAUGCUGUUUUCAACAUAUUGAUUUUGUAACGGCUAUUGUAUUUCAUCCCAGGGAUGAUAGAUAUUUCUUGAGUGGAAGCCUUGAUGGCAAACUUAGGCUAUGGAAUAUACCUGAUAAGAAAGUAGCAGUUUGGAAUGAAGUUGAUGGUCAAACUAAAUUAAUUACAGCAGCUAAUUUUUGUCAAAAUGGUCAAUUUGCAGUAGUAGGUUCCUAUGAUGGACGUUGCAUAUUCUACACGACUGAUCAGUUGAAAUAUCACACUCAAAUCCAUGUACGAUCAACGAGAGGCAAAAAUGCAACUGGAAGGAAAAUUAGUGGCAUUGAACCAAUGCCAGGUGAAGAUAACAUGCAUAAAAUUUUGGUAACAUCAAAUGACAGUAGGAUUCGAUUGUAUGAUUUGCAUGAAUUAAAUCUCUCAUGCAAAUAUAAAGGGUAUAUGAAUGUAUCCAGUCAAAUAAAAGCAUCAUUUAGUCACGAUGGUAAAUAUAUCGUAAGUGGCUCAGAAAAUCAGUGCAUUUAUAUUUGGAAGACCCACCAUGACUACUCCAAAUUUAGUUCGGUAAGAAGAGAUAGAAAUGAUUUCUGGGAAGGAAUAAAAGCCCAUAAUGCCGUUGUAACUUGUGCUGUAUUUGCACCUCAUCCUGAUUCUAUUAUUAAAUUAGUGGAGGAACGCGAAGGAGCGUCAGCUAACAACGGGUCUCAGACAUAUUUAUCAGAAACAUCUAACAAGGUGGAGGACCCGAUGGUGGAGCAGCGAACACGCGGCUGCGGUGGACACGUGUUAGUAAGUGCCGAUUUUAACGGUUGCAUCAAAGUUUUUAUUAACAAAACGAAACCUAAACACAGCUCAUUACCAGCAUCGGCGCUCGCAUAAUUAAAACGAUAUAAUCCUUAGAUCACUAAUACAAUGAAUUUCAAACUAACAUUGUUUCGGUGUUGUAACAUGUUAUAUUCUGGAUAUUU